Molecule: messenger RNA, 1119 nt
Organism: Porites lobata
Lineage: Eukaryota; Metazoa; Cnidaria; Anthozoa; Scleractinia; Poritidae
Source: the annotation of a GenBank genome assembly
AUGCUGCUAAUCUGGAAAAAGAGUACUCCCAAAAAACCAUCUAGGGAAUUGAAAAGGAAAAUUGACUGUACAAAAACGGUUCUUACUUCGUCGAAUGCCAAUACCGUGAGGAGUACUCCAAGGAAACCCCGAAAGACAGGAGUGAAACUCCCGUACCGCGUGUUAAAAAGCGACGGGUUUCAGCUGCGAACGUAGAAAAAGAAAAUCAGAAGCUUAAAAGUCAAGUGGAAAGUUUGACGAGAGAACUAAAUGGAAAAAAGGCUUUGAUUGAAGAUUUACAGCAACAGCUGUCAAAGACUCAAACAGAACUUGAAAAAAAAUGCUGCGAACAACAGUCAGCAACUCAAUGCAAUGAAGAAAGCACUCGAAGGCCAAACUUUUAGUUAUGAAGCACUCAUGAGAUACCCAGAUAGAAUUUACUACAUGACAGGAUUAACACUUUCCGAAUUAGAUUGUCUAUAUGAAUGUUUGGAGCCUUUCUUGCACACAAUUGUUUAUCCUGAUUGUAACAAUGACGACUCGUCCCAUCUUAGAAAGCUGGACACAAAGACAGAACUUAUCAGUUUCUUGACAAUUUGUAGACAUGCAUUGGACCUUGGUGUUAUUGCAUGGAUGACUGGUUCAAGUAUCUCAACUAUGAGUAGAAUUUUUGUAGGAUGGUGUGUAUUCCUGAGCACCAUUUUUGAGUCUAUUGACCUGACCCCAUUACCUGGAUUUUUGAAUGACUAUAUGCCAAAAUGUUUUAUGGAGUCAGGAUAUGGUGAUACUGCUCUCAUAGGGGAUGCAACUGAAAUUUGGAUCUCCCAAUCAGAGAACUUUGAUAUUAAUAAUAUUACAUUCUCGAACUACAAGAACCACACUACAGGGAAGAUAUGUUUGUGGACCCUUCCUCCUGGUUUUUUACUCAAAUGUACCGAUGCAUUUCCUGGCAGCAUUAGUGAUGCUGACAUAACAGAGCAAUCAUGUGUGCUAGAUACAGUUACAAAAGGGAAGACAGUUAUGACUGAUAAGGGCUUUAAUAUCACUGAUAUUUGUCAUGAGAAAGGCCUGUUACACAAUAGACCUCCAAUGAAAUUUUCGCAUCAAUUUGAUGAGACUGAGGUAAAGAAAGAACUUUGA